Messenger RNA from Pimephales promelas (fathead minnow), 1743 nucleotides. The record is from RefSeq and is a predicted model, not a curated record. NCBI's taxonomy places the organism in Eukaryota, Metazoa, Chordata, Actinopteri, Cypriniformes, Leuciscidae.
AGAGAUGAGCCUCAUUUAGGGGAGGAUCAUGUGCAGGAAGAUCUCGUUCAUCGAGGAGAUUCAGUAGUGAGUGAGGAGAUUCUGAGUGACAAUCCUGUUCAUUUAAAGUUAGUUUUAGAUAAUAUUACUAUAGACAACCAACAUUUUUUACAAGGGACCUGUGACUAUUCUCUGACGAAUCAAAGACCCCUCUCCAGGGUUAAGAGGAGCCCUCCAAGAAGAAUCCCCAACCCUUCAUCUGGCAGCAGAGAGACUCCAGCAACCAGCAGCACUGAGACCCCAUUGGGCUCAAACAAAGUCAAGGUGGAAUCUAAAUCCGAGCUUCUGGAAUGUGCUGUCACAGAGGAGACAGACAAUGCGACAACACAAGUGCCUGUUGUUCCCAUGCAGGAUGCUCCUCUAGCAAAUGAACACAAACAGCAGCCCGUCUCCACCUUUUCUGACAGCAUUGUCCACUAUAACCAACCUUGUAAAUUACUCAAUUCUACUUCUAAACACAUUCUUAGGUCACGGGUAGAGAAUACGGUCCACACAGGGGAUGUUCACAGUGUCCCCUCCAUGAGUGAGAGCAGGGAGAUUCUGCACAGCUGCCACGUGUGCGGUAAGACGUUCGCAUCGCCCUCCAGCCUCGGAGCUCACUUUGUAUGCCAUUCAAAGGAGAGACCUUAUGUUUGCAAGUACUGUAAUUUCAGGUUCAGUCGUUUAUCCGAUAUGAAAAAGCAUGAGCGCAUUCAUACAGGAGAAAGGCCAUUUAACUGUUCUCUCUGUGGACGGCGAUUCAACCGAACAGAGAAUCUCAAAAGACACUUGAGGAAGGUUCAUUUUGGAGCAGCACGGUGAGCUUUAAAUUCACAGCAUGUAUCCUUGCUGGCUGUAGUGUGAUAAGGGCAUUUAUACAGUUGUGGUUAGAAUUAUUUCCACCCCUGGUAAAUAUAAUCAGAGAUUGCUGUAAAAAAUCACAUUAUGAAAUAAAUGCUUUUCUUCUAAACAUGUUGGCCAUAAUUAUUGGCACACUUUUAUUAAAUACUUUUUGCCAAGAUAACAGCUCUGAGAUUUCUUCUAUAAUGCCUGACGAGUUUGGAGAACACAUGACGAAAGAGAUCAGAGACCUUCAUACAGAAUCUCUUCAGAUUCACGAGUUCAUGUUGGUGCCUCUCCUCAUUUUCUAUAGGGUUCAGGUCAGGGAACUGGGACUGUCAUGGCAGAAGCGUCAUUUGAUGUUUGUUUUAAAUAGUUGUCCUGAUGGAAGAUCCAACCACAACCCAUUAUAAGCAUUCUGUCUGUUGACGUUUGCUAGAAUCCAUGAUACCAUGUAUCUGAACAAGAUGUCCAGGACCUCCAGCAAAAAAGAAAUAACAUUUAUUAUUGAAAACUAAAUUUUUGUGUACUCUGUAAUAAAUGUUUUCAGUAUUCUUUGGUGAACAAAAAGAAAAAAAAAGAAGUCUUUAUUGUCAUAUUUGAUAUCUUUGCUGAAUAAAAUUAUUACUUUAAAAGAAAAACAAACAACAGAAGUGUAAACGUGUGGGGUUUUUUCCUUUGAAAUAACUGUUAGAAAUUUCUUACUUGUGGUUUUGUUUCCCCCACGGGUUGGUGAGGUCCUGUUGUUGACCAUAUAUGAACACAUGAUUUCUGCUGCAACCCUGUUGUUUCCAUUGUUUUUAUUUUUACAGUAUAAUAUCUAAGACUGAUAUAAUGUUUCUUUUCUGCAGCUGAGCUCUGGCAAGUUUCAAAGUGAAUUUCAGU